This is a messenger RNA of Salpingoeca rosetta, 1945 nucleotides long. RefSeq names its product TKL protein kinase. The transcript is spliced from 6 exons. Gene Ontology annotation, molecular function: protein kinase activity; ATP binding; protein binding. Gene Ontology annotation, biological process: protein phosphorylation. NCBI's taxonomy places the organism in Eukaryota, Choanoflagellata, Craspedida, Salpingoecidae. The record is from RefSeq and is a predicted model, not a curated record. The coding region runs from base 89 to 1945 and encodes 618 amino acids.
GGAAUUGGGAGGACGUCGCACCAACAACAAGCAAACGAGCAAAAGAAGCAAGCAAGGGAGUCAGGCCCUUUGGUUGCGCUCAACGGCCAUGAUGGACGUUGGCUUCGCAGACCAGCAGCCACCGCAUGACGGUCUGCAUGGCCAGCUGCUGGGUGCGCAGCUGGAGCUGCCCAAGAACGGAACAUGCAAAACGCUCGUGUUCGGCCGCAGAGGAAAGGUGGACUGGUUCUUGCUCGGCAUCGGCAUGUUCCAGCUUCUCGGGUUUGCCUUCAUCAUGCUGUAUCAGUACUUGAAGAAGAUCAAGGCCGUCAAAGGCCUGCCGGUGACGGGCAACCUCACCAUGUUUCCGGCCUACAUGCGCAUCAUGUGGGCGUUUGGGCUCACAAUCGCCUUCUUCCUGGGCGGAAACCUGUACUUCAACACCCGCCCGUUCAUCGCCGACUACGCCAUCGAGGAGGCCGUGUAUUGGGGCGUGGCCAACUGGAUCUACCACACCGUCGUGGACGGCAUCCUCAUCUUCCUUUGCUUUCGCGGGUCCGGCAUACGCAGCUUGCGCAACGCUGCCAUCGUCUCCGCGGUCGUCGGCUUUGUCUACGGCGUCGGCACCACGCUGGCCUUGCUCGCAUCCCACUGGGCACCCCACCACGACCUCGACUACGGCCUCGCCGUGCAGCUGUCCACGGAGGGCUUGCUCCUUGUCAUGUACCUCAUCGUACUCUUUGCGCCGUAUCGUGUCCUGUACCGGCGUCCGGCGGCCAUUCUCUACGCCGGGUGCUGGUGCAUCUACAGGCCCAUCUACAUGACCACUCUCGUCCUCAUGUACCUCAACGUCGACGCCGGCUUCUGCCUCUACGGCGCCAUCACCACCUUCGCGUGGAACGCCGUCAAGCCUGGCCUCAUCUACUUCACCCUGCAGCGCGACCAGCGGUACUGGGUCGGGUCCUUUGCCACUCGGCAGAGCACGCUCCGGGGCAGCACAAGGGCCACCAGCAGUAGCCGCGAGUCGCUUGCCACGGGAAAAGGAGGAGGUGGUGGUGGCGGUGGCGGUGAUGAGGAUGACGAGGAGUGCCCGCUGCUGCCCAUGAUGCAAGGCGACCAGCUGGACGAUGUUGCCGCAAGUGCGCUCGGCAGAUACAUGGACGUGGUUGGGGACAUGUGCCCAAUGAUCGACAUGGCAAACCUCAAGUUCCAGAAGCUGGAAGACAACAUUGCGCCAGAGGAGGUGCUGAAGCGGCGGCUGCUGGGCGCGGGCGGAACGGGCCGCGUGUACCGUGGCGUGUACGAGGGCAAGGACGUUGCAAUCAAGAUGCUGUAUUGCAUACAGCUGGAGAAGGACACCAUUCGCAACUUCUGCCUGGAAAACAGCCUCCUGUGCACCAUUCGCCACCCAAAUGUCGUGCAAGGCGAGGGCGUGUGCGUCGCUCCACCGGCAAUUGCCUCCGUCAUGGAACUCUGCUCAGGCAAUCUGCUUGAGCUGUUUGGGAUGCAGCGGCGGGAUAAGCAGCUUGCCGACUGGGACGUGCGCCUCAACAUGGCCAUCGACUGCUGUCGCAGCGUCGCCUGCCUUCAUCGCCUUGGCCUUGUGCAUUGCGACAUCAAGAGCUGCAACUUCCUCGUGUGCCAGGAGAGCGUCAGCAAGUGGACAAACCGCGAUGUGCUGCUGUGGCUCAAAACAAUGGGGUUGGACGACUUCGUUCCGGAUUUUCGCCGCGCGGGCACGUGCGGGUGGGGAACGGGCCCCCACAACCCUGGCCUGCUGCAGCUUGAGCCAGCACACCUACGCACGGUCGUGAGCACGCGGCGGCAGCAGCUGGCGUCAUAUCCGCACCUCGUACGGGAGGUGAAGGAGCUGCGUCGCUACAUCAUCAGGCGUCGACAGGGCGCGCUGGUGAAAAUCACCGAUUUGGAGCUAAGCCGUGACACGUGUCGUUUUUACGGCGGGUGA